Effrenium voratum is the source of this 279-nucleotide messenger RNA. Lineage: Eukaryota; Dinophyceae; Suessiales; Symbiodiniaceae. The record is from the annotation of a GenBank genome assembly.
AUGUCCACCAACGGCACGCGGCUCAACGGCAAGCGGCUGCCCAGACCGCCCUUCAAGCACCCCAUGGAUGCUCGCGUGCGCAUCUUCCACGGGGACGAGCUGGUGUUAGCCAUCACCCCGGACGGUGAAGAGCUUGGCUUUGCGGAUGCCUCAGCUUGGUCGCGAGUUCCUUCGAAGCCGUGUGUCUCCAAAGCCGAAGGAGACCCAAAGCCCAACGAAGGGGCCCCUUGUUUCUUGAUGACCCAUAAACCAGUGGCAAGGCACAAAAAGGGGCGUUAG